Messenger RNA from Funneliformis caledonium, 246 nucleotides. Lineage: Eukaryota; Fungi; Glomeromycota; Glomeromycetes; Glomerales; Glomeraceae. The record is from the annotation of a GenBank genome assembly.
AUGCUAAGUUAUACAUAUUUAACUUGUGGAAGAGAGAUUAAUUAUCGUGUUUUGCUACAAAAUCAUGUAAAGGUUCAUAAUAAUGCAGUCAUUGACAGAGCUUUACAAGAAAUUUCUGGAAAAUUGAGUUACAACAAACAAUUAGAAGAAGAAGAGAAAUUGAGUUAUGAUGAACAAUUAGAAGAAGAAAAGAAGUUUAGUUAUGAAGAACAAUUUGAAGAAGAAGAGUUAAGUUAUAACAAAUAA